UCAGAAAGUCCGAGCCCCGCCCCCUCUCUGACCUCCCUCACUGAUAGGGUGAGACUCGGGUCACGUGUCAGAGUGCGGUAAGUAGUAAACUCAGCGCGCUGUGUUUCUGAUCUUCUCACUUCGUCUUCUUCUUCUUCUUCUUCAGCAGUUACAGUAGCUGAGGGUCUGAGGAGCUCCAGCAUGCAGCGGCCCGGGCUGAUACUCCUGCUCUCUGCUCUUCUCACCCCGCCGAUCAGCGCGCGACCCCGCAGACUCCGGCCAGAACAGCCGCUCAACAACAGACCCAUUAUAGGUGUUUUGACCCAGGAGGUAACUGACAAAGAAAUGAAGCCAUAUGGAAGCACCUACAUCCCUUCAUCAUAUGUAAAGUACAUUGAGUCAGGUGGAGGCCGGGUGAUGCCUAUUCAGCUAAAUCAAACCAGUGAGGAGCAUGAAAAAAUCUUCAAGUCAAUCAAUGGGCUUCUUCUGAUUGGUGGAGCAUCAGACCUGGAGAAAUCUGAAUUUUCCCACACUGCUCAGAUUUACUUCAGGCUAGCAGUUAAGGCCAAUGAUUUAGGAGACUACUUCCCCAUAUGGGGCACGUGUUUGGGCUUCCAGCUCCUCACUGUUCUGGUGGCUGAAGAAAACCUGCUGAGCAAGACUGUUGCAGAAAAUAUUUCCCUGCCCCUGAACCUCACCUCAGAGGCCUCCUCCAGCCGCAUGUUUGAGGAUUUUCCAGCUGAGCUGAUCAAAGCUCUGACAGAGGAAGCGCUGACUGGGAAUUUCCACCAUUAUGGCGUGACUGAACAGGUGUUUAAGGGAAACCAGAAGCUGAGCAGCUUCUACUCCAUGUUGUCCACCAACAAAGCAGAGAAUGGAGUCAUCUUCGUCUCAACCAUGGAAGGCAAGACGUACCCAUUCUACGGCGUACAGUGGCAUCCAGAGGUGAAUCGGUUCCAGUGGAGCCCUCUCUAUGACUUCCCACAUUCUAGGAAUGCUGUCCGUGUUGCAUCACUACUGGCGGAAUUUUUUGUAAAUGAAGGAAGGAAAAGUUUACACCACUUCACUCAAGUUCAGGAAGAGAACAGAGCACUCAUAUACAACUAUAACCCUAUAUAUGUAGAAAAUUUCACUGCUUAUGAGCAGGUCUAUUUCUUCUGAAGCUAAAACCUAUUCAGUGUCCAACAAAACAAUCCUUCAUUCUCAGGGUUUUACAGACUCAGUGUUGUUUGUGUACUUGUGUGUGUGUGUGUGUGUGUUAUUUCUUUAUUUUUAUUGUACCAAAGAAUAUGGUUCUUUAUUGGGAUAUAUCAAAUUACUUUUAGCACUGGUGACCAGAAGAGGGCAGCAUUUUUCUUGAGAUAGGAAGCAAAGGGUUCCAUCCCUAUCACGCUGAUCUCAGAGACUAUUGACAAAAAUUGAGUUCAGCAGAACUAAAAACCUCAACUGAUAUUAUCUUUAUUUCCACAUUUCCUUUUGGUAUUCAGUUUUAACCUAAAUUAAGCUGCUGACACAGAACCCAAGAUGUGAAUUUCAUUUAGUGGUUUUAAGGUGAAACAUUGCUUACAUUUCAUCAGAAAACUCCCAAAACAUUGUUUAACAUUACAAUAAAUAAUCAUUGUCUAAAGUAAGGAAAUAUAUAUAAAUUUUAAAGUUCAAAACGUCUACAUUUAUAUGGUACUUGACAUGCUAAAACCCCUUUAACCAUUUAUUUUUAACUUUUUUUAAUGAAAAAUGAUUGAUGUCAUACCAGUAGAAAAGCUCCAAAAUGACAAAAUGAAUAAAAUAUUUUCACACUGACUUUCAUUAAAAGUUAAGUAAGUUUUUUCUA
Messenger RNA from Astyanax mexicanus (Mexican tetra), 1810 nucleotides. RefSeq names its product gamma-glutamyl hydrolase (gene gghl). Gene Ontology annotation, cellular component: vacuole. Bases 181 to 1140 code for a protein of 319 amino acids. The record is from RefSeq and is a predicted model, not a curated record. Gene Ontology annotation, biological process: tetrahydrofolylpolyglutamate metabolic process. Gene Ontology annotation, molecular function: gamma-glutamyl-peptidase activity. The transcript has 9 exons. NCBI's taxonomy places the organism in Eukaryota, Metazoa, Chordata, Actinopteri, Characiformes, Acestrorhamphidae.